AUGGAAUGGUCUUUCGCGAGUGCAAUGGCAGGGAUGUCAGGUCCUGCUGACGAGCAUACGCGGCAGAGUAUUCAAGACUCGUACGACGCGUCGGAAACCACACCUACCAAUGUCAGCGCUUCGACUGACGCUCCUCCUUCUCCAAUGGACGCAUCUGAGCCAGGACCCGAACAGAAAGAAGAGAACGAACCAUCACCACGGCCGUCUCGCUCUCAAUCACAAACUCGCGCUCGCGCAACCCUGGACUGGUCAUUCGAUAGUGCCAUGCUGGAACUGAACGAUCAGAAACCAGACCCAACUCCAGAAACCACAAUCACCCAACAACCCGCUCAACGCGUGACGCCCUCUCGACCUGCUGCUCUCACACGAAUGAUGACUAUGCCAGUCACGUCCAACGAUUUCACCACAAUCGAGAACGAUGACACACCCCCAUACCAGCGGCCCGCAACCGCAAUGUCGGACGCCAUGUCCAUCACCUCCUCCACCAGCUCAGCAGACGUCGACCCGUUCGGCCUCGAUAACUCUUCCGACUCCGAAAUGCCCGGUCCCGCCACUCUAGAAGCAGACACUGCUCCACACGGCGGCAUAGGCGGCUACUACGUCACGCGCGGCCGCACCAUUCUCCCAGAUUCCUGGCCUUCCGCUGUCCAGUCCUCUGAUCCUGCUUCCGCCAACCAUUCCAGCCGCACAGUACGCAUCGGCGAUGAGAACUUCCCCGGCCCAGCUGCAGCCAUGAUUCCUCCCGGAGCCCGCCUGAACGCGAACGCCAAUGCUCACGCCAUGACAAAUAACGCGUCAAUCAGCAGCAGCAACUCUUCUGGGCAGUCCACCUCCAGCGUCCUCCCCAGCGGUCCCGCUCCUGCUUCUGCCCCAACGCGUCCAACAAUCGAGUUCCCCAACAUCCACCCACCCAACCUCGCCGCCCUAAGCAGCGGCGCAACCAACGAGGAGCUCGCCACCGAGCUAGAGCGCCUCCUAGAGGGCUUCAGCACGACUCUAGAGAUUGCAGCGGGGUUCUUUGCUGGUCCCGGCGUUGAUCCUAUUACUGGUGUUCAUCAUGGCUCAGAUGGGUACCCAGAGCUUGGUUCUGUUACUGGGAGUCUUCCGCCGACGAUGAGUCCGUUGGCCAUUGCGGCUGCUGGGAUACCGCUACGACGCGGGCGUGCGCGGCGCGGGCGUGGUCGUGGUAGUGGCGGGAGUGGUGAUUUGGGGGGUGUUAGUGGGAGUGGGAGCGGAAGCGCCGAGGAGGUUUGA
Messenger RNA from Cyphellophora attinorum, 1254 nucleotides. RefSeq lists its product as uncharacterized. The record is from RefSeq and is a predicted model, not a curated record. NCBI's taxonomy places the organism in Eukaryota, Fungi, Ascomycota, Eurotiomycetes, Chaetothyriales, Cyphellophoraceae. Bases 1 to 1254 code for a protein of 417 amino acids. The transcript has a single exon.